UUUUUUUAAAAAAAAAGUCUGAAUUUUAAUAACAAUUGUCCUUUUUUUUUUUUAAAUAAAAUAAAAAAAUAGAGUUUUUGACCCCUUCCUUUAUAUUUACUUUAUUUGCUUACAGUUAAUCAUGUCACUUCGAUCAAUUAUCCGUCCUCUGAAUUUAUUAAGUAGAAAACAAACAUCAAGAAUUACUAUACUUUUUGUUUUGGUUUUCAACGCUCAGUUACCUCGAAUCAAAAUAUUACUAGUUACAAAAUACUUAGGAUUCCUUUUUUCUUUUUACUAGAUGAUUCGAAAAAAAUAAAAAAUGAUGACAUGCAAGGUUAUGCUUAUGGAGCUCAUCAUUGGAACAUGGAACGUGCAUCAGCUAUUACAUUAAUACCUCUCAUAACUACUCAAUUUGUUUAUGGUGCACAUCCCAUCGUAGACGGACUAAUGGGAGUUGUUUUACCUUAUCACGUAUAUAUGGGAUUUGAUUCUUGUAUUACAGAUUAUAUUCCAAGACGUAAUUACCCUCGACUUCACCAAGUGGCUAAUUGGACUCUGAUGGGAACAACAGGUUUAGUAAUGUGGGGUUUUUAUGAAUUUAAUACAAAUGACAUUGGGAUAACAGAGUUUUUGCAAAGAUUGUUUGCCGCUUAGAACAUAAAGUUAAUUAUUUCGAUCUGCUUUCUCAACACAUAUUUAUGCACAUUCAUACCAUUUACUUUAAAAAAAAACAAGUUGUUUAAGGUUCACAUAGAAUAAAUUUAAUGUAUAUACAAUAGUCUUUUGUGACGACUUUUGAGACAGAAAAAAAAAAC
Messenger RNA from Cokeromyces recurvatus, 797 nucleotides. Its product is annotated as CybS-domain-containing protein. Bases 310 to 636 code for a protein of 108 amino acids. Lineage: Eukaryota; Fungi; Mucoromycota; Mucoromycetes; Mucorales; Mucoraceae. The transcript is spliced from 3 exons. The record is from RefSeq and is a predicted model, not a curated record. Gene Ontology annotation, biological process: tricarboxylic acid cycle; mitochondrial electron transport, succinate to ubiquinone. Gene Ontology annotation, molecular function: ubiquinone binding; heme binding. Gene Ontology annotation, cellular component: mitochondrial envelope; membrane.